AUGUCUGGGGGCUUUGACAUACUUGCAAUGAAAGAAGAUGAUGUUACCAAGAUGUUAUCAGCUGGUGUCCAUUUGGGUGAUUCCAAUGUUAACUUCCAAAUGGAACAGUAUAUUUAUAAAGUGAGAUCAGAUGGUGAGUACUGCUAUUAUCAUCUCCGCAAGACUUGGGAGAAAGUCUUGCUUGCUGCACGAGUUAUAGCUACUAUUGAGAAUCCUGCUGAUAUUUGUGUUAUUUCUAAUGGAAACUUUGGUCAGCGUGCUGUACUUAAGUUUGCUAAAUAUACUGGAGCAGCAGCACCAGUAUCAGGACGAUUCACUCCUGGUACGUUUACCAAUCAGAUCCAGAAAGCUUUUCGUGAGCCACGCCUCUUAGUAGUGGCUGACCCAAUUACCGAUAAUCAACCUAUAACUGAGGCCUCAUAUGUAAACAUACCUAUUAUUGCUUUCUGUAAUACUAAUGCUCCAUUGCGCUUCAUUGACAUUGCCAUUCCUUGUAAUAACAAUGGUAAGCAUUCUCAAGGACUCAUGUGGUGGGUUUUGACACGAGAAGUUCUUCGUUUGAAAGGCUCAAUCAGUCGUGACAUUCCUUAUGUAGUGCCGGAUCUAUUCUUUUACCGAGAUCCUGAAGAUGUUGAGAAAGAAGAACAAGCUAAAGCAGAACAAGAAUUAUUACAGCAACAAGACAACUGGGGUGGCACUGCCCCUGAAAUAAUCACAGGAGAGGAAUCGUGGAACGAUUCUACUUUAUCUACUUCAAAACUAUCUCUGAGUUUGUGUUGUCUUGCUGGGGUUUCAAGAAAUGGGAGUGGUUUAUCAGUUUUCGAGUCACUGGAAUAUGAUGAUCUGGUGAAUUGA
Molecule: messenger RNA, 855 nt
Organism: Gigantopelta aegis
Lineage: Eukaryota; Metazoa; Mollusca; Gastropoda; Neomphalida; Peltospiridae
Product: 40S ribosomal protein SA-like
Biological process (GO): cytoplasmic translation; ribosomal small subunit assembly
Cellular component (GO): 90S preribosome; ribosome; cytosolic small ribosomal subunit
Molecular function (GO): structural constituent of ribosome
Source: RefSeq, a predicted model, not a curated record